AGUGUUUUUUUUUAUUAUGUUAUUGAUGUAACCUGAUGGUACUGUGUGUUAAAACAGUUUAGUGUGGUGAAAAAAGGGGGAGAGGAAGACUCAGUCCCACCAGCUUCACUCCUCCUCUGCCAGCACACAUCUGCUGCUGAGGAGAUGGGACACUGAUCCAGAGAGGAUCAGUUUAAUGGAGAUCACUCUGCACAGCAUGGCUGACGACAUCAGUGUGCUGUGAAAGGGGAAGUGGACGGAAAUCUCUAACUGGAGAGUAUUUAUGUUUACCUUCUCUUUGGCUCAGCUGGUGCUUUCUCUUAAACUUGGGGUGAUGUCCCAGUGCUGGUGCAGGCAGGUCCUGCUCGGUGUGGAACUGGGCAUGCUGGUGGUGGUCCUGGUGGCCGGCAGCACAGGACAGAUCCAUGACAGGAGGGAGGCAGGCUCGUCCUGCUACGGAGGAUUUGACCUAUACUUUGUUUUGGACAAGUCUGGCAGUGUGCAACAUUACUGGAAUGAGAUAUAUUACUUUGUUGACCACCUGGCUCACAAGUUUAUCAGUCCUCAGCUGCGGAUGUCUUUUAUAGUAUUUUCAACAGAAGGAAGGACUCUCAUGGCACUAACAGAAGACAGAGAGCAGAUUCGGGCCGGACUGGAGGAGCUGCGCAUGGUGCAGCCAGGUGGAGACACCUUCAUGCACAGAGGUUUUCAAAGAGCCAGCGAGCAAAUAUACUAUGGGACUGGAGAUGGAUACCGGACAGCCAGUGUCAUCAUUGCCCUGACGGACGGGGAACUGAGAGAGAAUCAGUUUGAUCUUGCACAAAGAGAGGCCAGCAGAGCACGGCAGUUGGGCGCCACUGUGUACUGUGUGGGAGUAAAAGACUUCAAUGAAACACAGCUUUCUACAAUAGCUGACAGUAAGGACCAUGUCUUCCCUGUGAAUGAUGGAUUUGAGGCGCUACAAGGCGUCAUUGACUCAAUCCUGAAGAGGUCCUGCAUUGAGAUCCUGGCUGUGGAGCCCUCCAGCAUCUGUGAAGGAGAAUCUUUCCAGGUGGUUGUUAAAGGAAAUGGUUUCCUUCACGCCCGAGAUGUACAGAAAGUCCUCUGCAGCUUUCGCAUCAAUGACACAGUCACUUUGAUGAAAAGACCUUUGGUGGUGAGAGAUGUCUACCUUUUAUGCCCAGCUCCUGUUCUGGAAAAAGAGGGAACGUCUGCCACUCUCCACGUCAGCAUGAAUAAUGGCUUGAGCUUCAUAUCAAGCUCUGUCACAAUUACUGCAGUCACUUGUUCUGAUGGGACCUUUGUGGCCAUAGCUCUGCUCAUCCUGAUGCUCCUGCUCACUAUUGCUCUGCUGUGGUGGUUCUGGCCUCUCUGUUGCACUGUGGUCAUUCACGAGCCACCUCCUCCAGUAAUAGAGGACUUGUCUGACGACGAGGAUGGUUUUCCCAAGAAGAGGUGGCCUACAGUGGAUGCCUCGUACUAUGGAGGACGUGGUGUUGGAGGCAUCAAGAGAAUGGAGGUCCGAUGGGGAGAUAAAGGCUCAACUGAAGAAGGAGCCAAACUGGAAAAAGCUAAAAACGCUCGAGUUGUGAUGCCCGCGGAGGAGUUUGAGCCAUCACGGCCUUACUACACCAUGCACAAAUCUGUGCGCCCCCAGAAGUGGUACUCUCCCAUCAAGGGAAAACUGGAUGCUUUGUGUGUAUUCCUGAGAAAAGGCUAUGACAGAGUAUCUGUGAUGCGACCUCAUCCUGGAGACAAGGGUAAGUGCAUAAACUUCACUCGGAGCAAAUCCUACCCGGCUCCUCGCUAUCCCAUCUACAACCAUCCCUCCACGCCCGUCUACACCUUGCCCCACAGUUACCAGCGUCGUCCAUCAGACGACAGCCACCUCUUCCAUUUGCCCCCUUCGCCAACUUCAACGCUCCCCCCUCUGCCUUCCACUCCUCCCCCGUCCUCCACAACCCCUCCCAUGUACACGCCACCUCCAAACAGAGCCCUGCCCCCGGCCAACAUGAGCCCAGUCUCCGCACCCCCGUCUCCAACUGGAUCCCUCCCGCCUCCACCUCAGGGUCCUCCCCCGUGUAGAGCGCCUCCUCCGUCACGCCCUCCUCCACGCCCCAAUCAUGAGAACCACUGAUGAUUAAGAACCAGAAAGUUAAGGAGGAGGAUCCAAGCUCCGGAUGGAAACCUGAAAAGACCUUCUCACUGUGUCUUUGUUUGAUUACGUCCAGAAUGAGAAUUAAUGAGACUUUAUAAUGCCGUUGAUUCAACCCCGGCAAAAUGAAACUUUCAACAAUUAAGUUUUCCUCAACAAGUGGCUCAAACAUGAUGUGCCAUGAACUAAGACUUUCUAACUAAGACUAAGUCUAGAAAAUGAAUAUUUAGUGUAAGCAAGCACAGCUUUGGCUAUUACAUGCUUUUGGAGCUAAGCAAUUUAUUCAUUUUUUUCAGAACACGACUUCCUAAUAUCAAAUCAGACAAAUCCAUCAAGCAUUGCGAUGUGCUAUGGAGUGGUAUGAACUUGCAUUUUAGCCUUUGCCUGACAUAAAUCUUUUGAUCUGAAACUACUUGUGUACUGCUUUGCACAGUGAAAAACAGUAAUCAUGAGUUUAAACAGCAGAAAAUCUAGUGGCUCAGCAACUGCGUCAUGUGUUUUAUACAUGCAGGUCUGUAUAUUUUGUGAAUGAAUGUUCAUUAAAUCACAGAUAUAUAUAUAUAUAUGUAUACAUCACGUUGCAUUACAUGUUUGAUUUCCAUGGAUGAUUAAAGGACUUUUUUUUACUAUUUUGA
Morone saxatilis (striped sea-bass) is the source of this 2769-nucleotide messenger RNA. It is a transcript of the gene antxr1b, whose product is annotated as ANTXR cell adhesion molecule 1b. Gene Ontology annotation, cellular component: membrane. Gene Ontology annotation, molecular function: signaling receptor activity. The coding region runs from base 263 to 2116 and encodes 617 amino acids. The record is from RefSeq and is a predicted model, not a curated record. NCBI's taxonomy places the organism in Eukaryota, Metazoa, Chordata, Actinopteri, Moronidae. The transcript has 18 exons.